Molecule: messenger RNA, 1420 nt
Organism: Penaeus vannamei (Pacific white shrimp)
Lineage: Eukaryota; Metazoa; Arthropoda; Malacostraca; Decapoda; Penaeidae
Source: RefSeq, a predicted model, not a curated record
GUUCGCACUUGCUUUUCGACUCCGGCGGUGUGUGCUCGAAUAUUCUCGUCUUCCGUGUCUGUCCGAGAAGUACGCCUUUUUUCUUUGAUAAAUCAGUAGGAAUAGCUGUGAAAGUCAUUAUGUUGACACUUAAAUGGUGUUUGCUUGUGCCAGCGGUGUGGCAGGCUGGCGCGCUGGCGCUUGCCUCCGUUCCAGCCGACGGCGCCCACGGCUCCUGCGAUAUGCCGAAGAAUCCUUCGGUUCAUCCGCUGAAAACUACCGUGAACUUCACUUACAAACCGAGUCUACGUAACCAUGGCGGACGGGAUUACACACCCACUCUGGAACAGCGGGGCGAUCGCUUCUUGUCCCUGUUCACUGUCGUGCGAUUCGCGAACAGUGAAUGCGUCGUUAAUGGCAACAGCGGCACUUGCUACACCGCCUCCGAGUGCCGUCGCGAAGGAGGGACUGAGAUCGGCUCCUGUGCCAGGGGCUUCGGCGUCUGCUGCUACAAAGAGAUCACGUGCGGCGGCUCGUCCUCCACCAACUGCACGUACCUGGUGAGCCCCAACUAUCCAGGCACGUACAACGAGGCCCAGACCUGCAUCAUGUCCAUUACGAGGAAGCCAGAAACAUGCCAGUUGCGGCUUGACUUCGUCGAGUUCGAGAGUGUUGCCCCAGACGGCUUUGGAGUCUGCAACGAAGACCAAUUCACAGUUGCCGGGGAACGGAAAUUCACCUAUCUCUGUGGUUCAGCACCGGCGUCAUGGCACUUUUAUCUGGACGUGAAUGGGAAAGCCAAUCCGACAGAAAUGAGCUUCCUUACAUCGAGUGUCAGCAGCAACAGGAAGUUCAAAAUCAAGGUCUCUAUGAUCGAGUGUCAGAAGAAAGUGCCGUGCGGGUGCGGCCAGUACUUCACGGGCAACAGCGGCAGUUUCGAGAGCUUCAACUUCGGAGGCUCGUACCUCGCCGGAGUCGACUACGGGAUAUGCUUCCGGAAGGAGAAGAACAAGUGCACAACGACGCUGACCACGCGGGGCCCUUCCUUCAUCGCCUGCCCCAUCGACCUGUACAGGCUGCCAGUCGGCCAGACUGCGGGCACAUCGGCCUUCGCUCCGCUCAACGUGCAGGCCAUGUACUGCCAACUCAACGCCGCGCCCAACCCCCUCUUCACGAGCCUCGUCGCAGUCCAGUCCCCCUUGACCACAGUCUCCAACGGCCCCCUCACCAUCUGGCACGCGACGGCCAUCGACGCCCUCCCGAACUUCCACAGCAACUCCAAUUGUCCGACGUGCGCAGGAUUCAGCCAGGACUUUUUGCACAACGACUGUUAAUGGUUGAUCAGCCACGGCGCCCCUUCGCUGCUCCCGGCUCCGCCAACCGAAAUCUGGUCCACGCGGCUACCUUUACUGUCAUGAUCUUGAUGGAUGUAAGACCUGCU